This is a messenger RNA of Ostreobium quekettii, 876 nucleotides long. The record is from the annotation of a GenBank genome assembly. NCBI's taxonomy places the organism in Eukaryota, Viridiplantae, Chlorophyta, Ulvophyceae, Bryopsidales, Ostreobiaceae.
CUGUCCGCCAGCAGAUUUCCGGUCGCCGCUGGAGCCCAGUCAGGGCGGUCACCUCUCCAACCGGCCGCGAUCGACGCGACCCAAGCCAGGUCUGAGGCCCCCUCCGCGGCGCACCUCUGCCCCCACCCUCCGCGCAGCCAGCAAAAACCCACACAGGAGCGCUGUGCGCGGCGGAUAUCCGCCAUGGGCGUACCGACAGCCUCCAUUCCGGCGCGGGCGCCCCUGGCGCUGAUGGCGAGCGGCCCUGCGGCUGGCGGGCGCACCGCUGGCGCCGUGAUGAGGCCGAUCGGGAGGAUCCGGCGGCUGGCGAGGGGGGCGGUUUCCGAGGACGUCAGUGCCAAUGGGAGCGUGUCUGACUCGGAGCUGCAGAGCCUGAAUUUUGAUGAGCUCACAAACAUUAUCAGGAUGGUUAACGACUCGGAUAUUGUGGAGCUGGAGCUGAAGCGCAAGGGCUUCAAUCUUUCAGUGAAAAAGAAGGAAGCGUUGGAGGAAGCUGCUGCACCUGGGAUGCCGCCGUAUGCCCCAGUCGCCUUGGCACCUCCCCCUGCGGUGGCUGCCCCUCCUCCAGUCGCUGCUCCGGCCCCUGCUCCGGCGCCCACUGCAACACCCCUGCAGCCCGCUGCCGCCCCGGCCUCCCAGGGCGGUCGGGAGGUCACCUCCCCCAUGGCAGGCACCUUCUACCGUUCGCCGGCGCCUGGCGAGGCGGCCUUUGUGAAGGAGGGGGACAAGGUGAAUUCUGGCCAGACCAUCUGCAUCGUCGAGGCCAUGAAACUGAUGAAUGAGAUCGAGGCGGACUGCGAUGGGGAGGUGGUCAAGUUUUUGGUGGAGAAUGGCAGUGCUGUCUCCCCUGGGACGCCCCUGCUGCUGCUGAAGUGA